AUGCAGUUCAAGACCAUCUUCGCCGCUGUUGCCACCUUCGCCGCCGUCGCCUCGGCCCUCCCCACUGGCAGCGAGCACAACGGCAACGGCCAGUGCGCCACCGGUGUCGCCCAGUGCUGUUCGCAGAUCAAGCAGGGCCCCGCCGCCCAGGACGCCCUUGCCGGCCUUGGUCUCGCUUUCAACGAGGCUGUUGACGGUGUCAUCGGCCUCGACUGCCAGCAGAUCCCCCUCCUCAUCGGUGUCGCCGUCCAGAACACCUGCAAGAACACCGCCGUCUGCUGCGAGGGCUCCGCUAACAACGGCCUCAUCCAGACCUCGUGCACUCCCAUCUCGAUCAACUAA
Moesziomyces antarcticus is the source of this 342-nucleotide messenger RNA. RefSeq lists its product as uncharacterized. The record is from RefSeq and is a predicted model, not a curated record. Gene Ontology annotation, cellular component: fungal-type cell wall. Lineage: Eukaryota; Fungi; Basidiomycota; Ustilaginomycetes; Ustilaginales; Ustilaginaceae. The coding region runs from base 1 to 342 and encodes 113 amino acids. The transcript has a single exon. Gene Ontology annotation, molecular function: structural constituent of cell wall.